UGCUCAGUCCUCUGCGCUGUCGUCCGAGAAUGGCCGCUGCUGCAGCAGGAAUAAACAAGCAGGGCGCCGUAGCGACGAUGGAGCCCUGCAUCCGACACGGGAGGGGAGCUCAUGGAAACACCGUAAAGGUGCUGGAGUGUGGUGUGUGUGAGGACGUCUUCUCCCUGCAGGGGGACAAAGUCCCUCGUCUUCUGCUGUGUGGUCACACAGUGUGCCACGAUUGUCUAACUCGGCUGCCCCUCCACGGCAGAGCGGUGCGCUGCCCCUUCGACAGACAGGUCACUGAGCUGG
Messenger RNA from Plectropomus leopardus (leopard coralgrouper), 291 nucleotides. NCBI's taxonomy places the organism in Eukaryota, Metazoa, Chordata, Actinopteri, Perciformes, Serranidae. The record is from RefSeq and is a predicted model, not a curated record.